UCAAAGUUUUACCUUGAUUCUGAACAAGAAGAAACAGAAGGAAGUAUUGACACCAAAAUUUGCAUUUCUUCGAUUGGAACAACUGGUGUUGGAUGGAGUCUGAUGAAAGGUCCAUCGCAGAUGCGUGGAAUCUUUAUUGGAUCUGUGGAAGCUGGUAGCCUGGCUGAUAAGGCAGGUAUUAAAAUUGGAGACCAGAUAACAGCUAUGAACAAUCACAACGUUUUUAAUGCAGAACUUUCAAAGGUUUUGGAUUUAGUCAGAUCAACCAAUACUAUGGAGUUAGUGGUCAAAAGGGGGGCUGGAAUAGAUCUGUUUCCUGAAGCGAAAGCCAAUCGUAGAAAACUCGCCAGUUCGUCUCUCUUACCCAUGGUUUUUGAAGAGGAUGCUGGAUUACAAACAGAAAAGGUCAAAAGUGAUCUUGAAGAGAAUGAUAAUCAUCAGAUACAAAGUACUCCACUGGUUGAAACCGAAACUUUAAAAGAAGAACUUCCAAAGGAAAUGGAGGGACUAAACCAAAAAACGACCAAAGAAAAUGAACUUCCAAAAAGUGAAGGAAAGUCAAGAUUCUGUACAAAUAUAUCGCUAGAUCAACGUGAUCCAGGGAAAGUUCAAGAUCACCAACAAACAGAAACAAGAAGAAAACUACGUGAAGAUAUUAUCAACAGUGGUCAGCAGUAUAAAGAAAAAACGGCGGAUAAUGAAAUCACAAAUCAACCUAGAAACUUCAGUAAAAGUGGCUAUCUCCCGUCACCUACCAUCCGCCCUCAUGCGUUCAUCAGUCGUGUCUCUUCCCAGCCUUACUCUGAAUCUUCACAAGGACAUAGAAUAAUGUCAGUUGUUUCGCGAAAGUCCUCGGCUUCUGGAAGUGAUAUGGAACCUUUUUAUUAUUAUUCUUACCAAACAAAAAGAUCUCCCUCUUUGACCAGUAAAGGGACGUCUUCAGUUGAACUUUGUGGGGACGACGAAACACCAAUCACGGAUAGCCGUGGCCCACAGCCCAAGAUUCCGGAGAUUUACUUUGACGAAGGUGCUCGCAAACCGUUAGUAACAAUUGAUACAUUUCGACCACAAAAUCGUUUUAUUUCUCAAGAAAAACCUCAGAAUCGAGAAACAAAAUCAGAUGAGACUGCCCCCUUGGCCGAAAUGCUCAACAGAAGUGUCACAAGGCCAGAGGUCAAACCAACAACAGAAGAAGAGCUAAACAUGAAUGUUAAUUUUGAUUCUAACCAUCCGGGCUCUAACACCGAAACAAAAUCAGAACCAGGUGUGGUAAAUACCACGGUUGACAAACCACCACUAGCACCCUCUACUGGCAAAAAUCUUCCAUCACAAUCACUUUCAGUCAGCGAACCUGAUUUAUCAUCACCCAAAGAUUCAGUUAAUUCUGGUAAAAUACAGUCUUUAAUAUCACGAACACCAGAAGAGGAUUGUAAGCUAAAUAUGAACAAAUUAUCACCAACUUCAUCGCCAGUCUUCUGGAAUUCUCUGUUAGAACAGACGUGUAAUAAACAACAGAAGAAACGAGAGUUCCCCAAAUCGUCGGUCGCAGCACCAAAUCUUACAGUGUCUCUAAGAAAAUCCCCAUUGUAUCAAAAUCAGAUUUCAAAUUCAGAUUCAAAUCUUUUCAAGAAAACAAUUAACCCUCUGUUCCAAGGGGUACUUCGUUAUAGUGUAUCAGUAGAGAAAAAUUUGAACUUUAACGUGCACGCUAAUCCAUCCGUAUUGUCUGUCAAAUCGCCAGUGGUCAAAAACUCUCAGAAGUUUCUUACUGUUGAUAAUCGGUAAGAUAAAACACAUUUAUGUCACCAAAAGAAGAAAACUCUUG
This is a messenger RNA of Limulus polyphemus (Atlantic horseshoe crab), 1825 nucleotides long. RefSeq lists its product as uncharacterized. Gene Ontology annotation, molecular function: protein binding. Bases 103 to 1785 code for a protein of 560 amino acids. NCBI's taxonomy places the organism in Eukaryota, Metazoa, Arthropoda, Merostomata, Xiphosura, Limulidae. Gene Ontology annotation, cellular component: cilium; stereocilia ankle link complex; plasma membrane. The transcript has 8 exons. The record is from RefSeq and is a predicted model, not a curated record. Gene Ontology annotation, biological process: rhabdomere development.